This is a messenger RNA of Acanthoscelides obtectus, 254 nucleotides long. NCBI's taxonomy places the organism in Eukaryota, Metazoa, Arthropoda, Insecta, Coleoptera, Chrysomelidae. The record is from the annotation of a GenBank genome assembly.
GUGUUGUCCUAUGGAUAGCACGUGACUAAACCUUCUUAAGUUUUGUGGUACAGAGGUUCAAAACGAAUAAAUUAUUACCAGUACAGGUAUCAACAAUGCAGUAUGGCCAGACGUAGCGGAAUUAUGGACAGCGUAGUCAUAGCACGGAAACCACAUACACGUUAUCAGGCAGUCUUAUUUGAUACGAGAUACGAAGCCGGUUAAAUGGGGGCAAAGUUGCGCAUUCAGAUCAAACUCGCCACAGCUGUUUUGAC